Meriones unguiculatus (Mongolian gerbil) is the source of this 3248-nucleotide messenger RNA. RefSeq names its product solute carrier family 16 member 3 (gene Slc16a3). Lineage: Eukaryota; Metazoa; Chordata; Mammalia; Rodentia; Muridae. Gene Ontology annotation, cellular component: membrane. The record is from RefSeq and is a predicted model, not a curated record. Gene Ontology annotation, molecular function: monocarboxylic acid transmembrane transporter activity. Bases 1230 to 2639 code for a protein of 469 amino acids. The transcript is spliced from 6 exons. Gene Ontology annotation, biological process: transmembrane transport; monocarboxylic acid transport.
CAUGGAGGCCUCUUCAGGAAACUCCCCUAGGGACAAUUCCACUCCUGCUUGUGCACACUGGUGGGCUCAGGGCUGAGGGCCCAGAGAGGAGAGGGAGGGGAGGGGAAGCAACUUGGAAGGGCGCCUUUCAGCAACCUCUUGCCCUGUCGCCCUGAGACACUGGGUGCCAGCCUCUGCUGGUUGCUUACUUGUCCUCUUGAGGAUCCAGGAUGUAACUCAAGGAAUGAAGCUGUCUCAGUUCCUGUCAUCUACUCUGACCACAGAGGCAGGACCAAGGCUGCCCUCCUGAGGGCAAGCACUUAAUGGGCACCUGGGCACCCUUCCGUGGACUGAUAGUCCAGCUCCAAGCAUCCCGGCUGGUGAAAGGAGUCCAGUCCAGGCCCUUGGAUGCUAAGUGCUGUUCCGAGGGACCCCAGUGGACCUCUGUCAGAGUGGUUGGCCUCCCGAGGGCCUUGAGGCACCAGCCCUCCGGAGUGCCCUGGCCUCCCCUGACCCAGCCCCCACCCCAGAUCAGUUUUCUGUCACCUGGAGGCCGAGUUAUUUCUGGGCUGCUUCAUAUGCCUCCCUGGGAGGGUAAAUGUCACUGAAAGGCCAGACAACUUGGGUAUGUCCAUGCGAGAUGCUUGGGGAGGUGAGGCCCCUGUGUUAAGCAGGGGAGCCCUGGGGUUAGGGCACUGGUCUGCAUUGGGGCCCAUCCAGGCUCUGUUGCCCUGUAGACCUACCCGGCCUUUUACUCCCCUGGGAUGUGUCCAGGCCUGGGUGGUAACAGCAGGCUUAAACUCUACCCAUGGUUGGGAAGAAACUGUCAUUUUCCCCUUGCAGGGGAGAAGUCUCCCUGUGCAGGGUCCUGAUGACAGGCUGGGCGCGGACCACGCGGGUACUGGGACUUGGUGGGGAGCUUCCUGCCCCUGUGCCAGCACCUCCUUGGCACUGCAGGUGGCCCUCCCUGUGUAAACCUCACAUGGCAGCCACGGGGCCGAGAAGUCCCAGAACAUGUCCUCUUCUGAACUUGCUGGCUCUCCAAGACCCCAGCUCAGAGGGCACCUCACCUGCAGCGGGGACUGGUCCUAUUUCUGUGCUCUGUGGACUCUGUGUGCUCCGGAGCAAACACGCAAAGAGCUGUUUGCUGUACACCAUUUGUGGAGAGCGACGACCAGGCUGGGCGAACACUCAGCACAGAGGCCACUCCCGCUGCAGCCCAGCUCUUGGUGGAAGCAGCCCUCCUGGCUAUGGGAGGGGCUGUGGUGGACGAGGGUCCCACAGGCGUUAAGGCCCCUGAUGGAGGCUGGGGCUGGGCCGUCCUCUUUGGCUGCUUCGUCAUCACGGGUUUCUCCUACGCCUUCCCCAAAGCAGUGAGCGUUUUUUUCAAGGAGCUCAUGCAUGAGUUUGGGAUUGGCUACAGCGACACGGCCUGGAUCUCCUCCAUCCUGCUGGCCAUGCUGUAUGGCACAGGGCCACUCUGCAGCGUCUGUGUGAACCGCUUCGGCUGCCGGCCCGUCAUGCUUGUGGGCGGCCUCUUUGCGUCCCUGGGGAUGGUGGCUGCCUCCUUCUGCACAAGCAUCAUCGCCAUCUACCUCACCACAGGGGUUAUCACCGGUUUGGGUCUGGCUCUCAACUUCCAGCCCUCCCUCAUCAUGCUCAACCGAUACUUCAGCAAGCGGCGGCCUAUGGCCAACGGGCUGGCAGCGGCAGGCAGCCCCGUGUUCCUCUGCACACUGUCUCCCCUGGGGCAGCUGCUGCAGGACCACUACGGCUGGCGGGGCGGCUUCCUCAUCCUGGGCGGCCUGCUGCUCAACUGCUGUGUGUGCGCUGCUCUCAUGAGGCCGCUGGGGGCGCCCCAGGUGGGCGGAGGGGCUGGGCCCCCGAAGCCCCAGCAGCCCUCCCGGCACCUGCUGGACCUGAGCGUCUUCCGGGACCGUGGCUUCCUCAUCUACACGGUGGCGGCCUCCAUCAUGGUGCUGGGGCUCUUUGUGCCACCUGUGUUUGUGGUGAGCUAUGCUAAGGAUCUGGGUGUGCCUGACACAAAGGCCGCCUUCCUCCUCACCAUCCUGGGCUUCAUUGACAUCUUUGCCAGGCCUACAGCUGGCUUCAUCACGGGGCUCAAGAAGGUGCGGCCCUACUCUGUCUACCUCUUCAGCUUUGCCAUGUUCUUCAAUGGCUUCACUGACCUGACAGGCUCCACAGCCAGUGACUACGGUGGCCUGGUGGUCUUUUGCAUCUUCUUUGGCAUCUCCUAUGGCAUGGUGGGCGCACUACAGUUUGAGGUGCUCAUGGCCAUCGUGGGCACUCAGAAGUUCUCCAGUGCCAUCGGGCUUGUGCUGCUGCUGGAGGCUGUGGCUGUGCUCAUCGGACCCCCUUCGGGAGGCAAGCUGCUGGAUGCAACGAAAGUUUACAAGUAUGUGUUCAUCCUGGCGGGGGCCGAAGUGCUCGCUUCCUCCCUCGUGCUGCUGCUGGGCAACUUCUUCUGCAUCGGGAAGAGGCCCCAGACGACACAGCCUGAGGGGGUGGCCUCAGAGGAGGAGAAGCUCCACAAGCCCCCUGUGGACGUGAGGGUGGACUCCAGAGAGGUGGAGCACUUCCUGAAGGCAGAGCCUGAGAAAAAUGGGGAGGUGGUUCACAGCCCGGAAACCAGCGUGUGAACGGCCUGGCCGGGCGGGCAGGGAGCAGGGAAGAGGUCCAGAGACUGGCAACGCUCAUAUUUAUUUCACAAACAGGACCAGCUGAGACGGGGCCAUCGGCUCAGCUCUGGCUGCCUGGUCAGCGGGUCAGUGUUUUUCGGGGAGAGGUGGCGGGGUGGGAACCGUGUCAUUCCAAAGUGGAUCUGUGGUGAAGCCAAGGAAGCCCCACAGUUACCAGCCGCCUAGACCGGGGACCCAGCCUGCUGUGCCGAGCAGUCUGUUCCUCCCCGCACCCUCCACUGUGGCCAAGGACCUAGAAACCCACACUUAGGAGACAACACGACUUUAAUCAGAGGGCAGGGCUGGGACAGGCUGGCAGGUGGGUGCUGCCUGCAGGGUCCUCCCUGACCCCACCAUCCUAACCCCAUCUCCGGCCCGAGUCUCCUACAGUGCCAGUCACCCUUGUCUGUCUAGGGGACAAAGAGCUCCUUCUACCUGAGAAGGCAGAAACAGACCUGCGUGUGGGAGGGCAUCAGAGGGCCUGUCUCCAGGAGCCGUCAGGUUCUGGGCAGUGGUCUGUCCACCCCGAGUCCCACCUUUGUUCAAUAACAAACUGCUGAUUCUUAAAAA